Messenger RNA from Aspergillus fumigatus Af293, 1932 nucleotides. RefSeq names its product C2H2 zinc finger protein. Gene Ontology annotation, biological process: regulation of transcription by RNA polymerase II. Lineage: Eukaryota; Fungi; Ascomycota; Eurotiomycetes; Eurotiales; Aspergillaceae. Gene Ontology annotation, cellular component: nucleus. The record is from RefSeq and is a predicted model, not a curated record. Gene Ontology annotation, molecular function: RNA polymerase II cis-regulatory region sequence-specific DNA binding; DNA-binding transcription factor activity, RNA polymerase II-specific.
AUGGCUGCAUUGACGCAAUCGACUAACGAGCCGGUUGCCAUCUCGAAUCCCUUGUCCGGAACACCUAGCUCGCUCAUCUCGAGCCCGCCCGAAUCCGUCGCGUUUCUCAAGUCAUCGAAGCAAGAUUCGAGCUUGACGUCCAUCGCCAGCGCCGGACUGAACGUCUCGAGGUCGAGGGAAUCGUUACCCCAGAUGUCCACCACUGCACCGACGGACGGUCCGAUAGACCGACCACAGGAAUCGGAAAAGGCAUCCGAGCAGAACAGCUCACUGGUAGCAAGAGAGGCUUUGGGUGCUAGCGAAAAGCAGAAUGUCGGUUCCAUCCACGACUCCAUGUCCAUGUCGUCGGACCAUAUGCAAGUCGAUUCGGCGCAUAACUCGGGCAGCGUCCCCGAUACUUUUGGUGCCGAUAGCGGCUCGACCCUAAUGGCCGCUCCAACUGUGGCUAGUCCGGGCCCCAUAGAGGACUCUACCUCCCAGGACGGUGAUCGCCCGCGCCAUCGAGACGACGCAGAUAUGCAGGAGAGUAGUAAUAAGGCUUUCUCGUACCCAAUGCCUACGGGCCAUCUCGGCGAUGCGCGCCGCGGUCUCAGUCUACCCAAUUCUGGGUUCCAAAAAAGUGGCCAGCGAUCACCGUCGGCCAAAAAACAUCGUUGUCCUUACUGUGCCACUGAGUUCACCAGACAUCAUAACCUCAAGAGCCAUCUUCUCACCCACAGCCAGGAGAAGCCAUACGUAUGUCAGACUUGCCAGUCGCGCUUUCGGAGACUCCAUGAUCUCAAGAGACAUACAAAGCUUCAUACCGGCGAGCGUCCACAUAUCUGCCCGAAGUGUGGGCGUCGGUUCGCGCGCGGUGAUGCUCUUGCUCGACAUAAUAAAGGCCAGGGCGGCUGCGCCGGUCGCAGAGCCAGUAUGGGAAGUUUUGCGCCAGAGGAUGAUUAUGGCGAGGGCGCUGUUGCCCCCAGUGCCGAAGAUACCAUGGACGGUCUCGUUUAUGCCGAACCCGAGCGAAUGGAUGAAGAGGAUGAACGCCGACUCAACAUGCCCAGCAUCAAAAAGCAUGAUGCCCCUUCAGACUCUAUUCCACGCUCUCAUUCUGGCAGCAGCUACCAACCGCGUCAGCCAAAUACAUAUCCUCCGAUAGCUGCCGGCAGACCCUCCCCGGGAGGAUUAUUCCCUCCUCCCACAAGCCACGGUGGGUCUAGUGCGUCGACAUCUCCCGUUUCUCAAUCCGGGAAUAUGACUUUCCCACCGCCGGGGCAGCCUUCGGGCGCGACGGUGUUUCAGUCUACGAAUGUUACCGAGAGCCCACGGCCCCUUUCACCAAACGCUCUUACAUCGCACCAAGGCGGACAUGGACCGGAGGGCGGCAGUAUCCAGUUGCACCGGUCACACUCUCCCAGUAUGUCGCAGCCAUUUCAGCAGCAACCCUUCAGCCGAUCCGGACCUUCCCAGGGACCCGUCACGAAUCAUUCCGCUCCUGGCCUGGGGCUUCCUCCCUCUCAACCCGGCGCCCCUCAGCUGCCUCCUCCACCCGGGCUGGGCCCCUCAGAUACGCGGUUCUCCCUUCACAAUCCAGGAUCUGUGCAGCCGCCGCAGCAGGCCGCUACAAAGCACGGAUCUUCCCUCGGUCAUUCUACCAAUCACAGUGGAUCCCUGUCUUCGAAAGCUGGCCUGGACGCCACAGCAGGCAAUGGCACUCAUCUUCCCGGACCACAUGACCCCAGCUUUGUGGAACAAAGCAGAGACCGGGAGGACAAGCUUUGGGCCUACAUCCGAUCAGUCCACGAAGAAUUGGCAGGAUUGAAAAGCGAAGUGGCCGCUUUACGAUCCCAGCUUGCUUCGUCAAAUGCCAGCAACCUAGCGCCUACGAAUACAAGCGCCGCGUCGGCUCAACCUGAGAGCAGUUCCGGUAGCACUGCACAGCGAUGA